AUGGCUACUACUUUGAGUCUUGUUCUUGUCGCUCUUUUACUUGCGUGGCCUGGGAAGGCCUUCCAAUAUCUCACUGAGGCCACUUUGCCUGUGGUAGGGCUCACUUCCGGCUGUGUCUCAGCUCUGACUUCAGACCUUGCGUGCCCGCGACAAGUCAAAACAUUCACUUGGGGUGACUUCUAUCCGGUAGCAACACUUGAGCAAGUCUGCACAGCGAGCUGUGCCGCAGCUCUCGCCGGAUAUGAGACCUCAGUCGCAGGUGCCUGCGUUGCGGAGACGUACAAUUUGACUGAACACAGCGAUGCCCCGGUGUCCUUGAUCCCUCAGACACUGCACUACUACUACAAUCGGUCUUGCAUAACGGAUGGCAGCAGAUGGUGCAACAAUGUAGCAGCACAAGCAGCUGGAGUCACCAAUACAGGUGCUGCUAAACGACAAGUUGUGGAUAAGUGUGACGACUGUCUGAUCAAACACAUGCAGUUUGUGGCCGGCUCUCCGAUAAAUGGAGGUGUGGCUUUUCAGGACGAGUAUUCCUCGCUCACGUCGAGCUGUUCAAAGACUGGAUUUCCCUUGCCCAGCUCCACGACACCAUACCCUCAGCCUCCUAUCGUUACCACCACUCCAGCGACCCCUACUUGCACCGGGGCAACGUAUCAAAUCCAAUCCGGAGACACUUGCCAGUCAGUCUCGCAAGCCCAAGAUGUCGGUACUGCCUGGCUUCUACUUGAUAAUGGACUCCAGGCCUUCUGCGGCAAUUUUCCAACCAGUGGCUCGCUCUGCGUCCAGAGCACAUGCAAGGUGUAUACUGUCCAGACGAACGACACCUGCGCUUCGAUAGCGGAAGCUCAAGGAGUCUCCGCUGUCAUGUUAGGACUGUGGAAUCCCGUCUUGGGCACCUCUUGCCGAUCUAUUGGCAAGUCGAUCGGCGAUUCGAUCUGUCUCUCACCUCCGGGAGGUGGAAGCGAUUAUACCAUACCGACCACAACUGCACAGCCCACGGCAGGGCCCUCGGACGUUCCGGCACCUGUACCAACUAAUGUAGCGGUCGGAACAAACACUCAUUGCUCCUUGUUCUACGAAGUCCAGCCAGACGAAUAUUGCAACCUCAUUCUUCUACGAUACAGCAUUUCAUUGGACGAUUUCAUGUUCCUAAAUCAGGGGAUUAACUCGAACUGCACCAAUCUCUUCGCCUUCGAGAGUUACUGUGUACGUCCCGUGGGAGCUAUCGACACAUAUCCAUCUCACUCGGGCUAUGUUCCGCCCGUAUCAGCAACAAAUACCAUUCCGUACGACAGUCUACCAAAGGCGACUUACACGCCCCCUGCAAUCACCGGGCUCCCGGCGAUAUUGCCCCUCGCAGAUGGCACCAGGAAAGAUUGCUACCUCUUCGUGGACGGGUCACAGCUCCAAGUCGAAUAUGACCUAGCCAACACCCUCUACAUAUCCACCUGUCAAGCAUUGGCCGGUGGGUGGGGCGUAUCGCUUGAGGAGCUUCAAAACUGGAACCCAUCACUGAAUACCAAUUCCUCGGACUGUGCCCCGCAGGACGGGUUCAGGUACUGCAUGGAGGCAUAUGAUGCGUCUUUGGUCACUCCAGGGACACCUCAGCCUACCUCGGAAACUGAACUUCCUAUUCGUGAUGGCGCAACACCAGAUUGUUUAGAAUUCGCCCCUAUUGCCGCUCCAAUGAGUUGCGCGCAGGCUUUACUUACAUAUGGUCUUACCAUUGCCCAAUUUUAUGCCUGGAAUCCUGCUGUGGGUUCCCAAUGUCAGAGUCUUUGGCAAGACUACCGUUAUUGCGUCCGAGUCGACCCGCCCCCAACGGACGAUGACACCGGUGGGCCUGGCUCAACGACAACAGUUGCUCCCUCUCCGACGACCUCUCAGGCCCCUACUACAACCGCUGUCUCCCCACCUGGCCCCACGCAACCAGGCAUCGUCGCCAAUUGCAACAAGUGGCACGUUGUUGUCAGUGGUGACGGGUGUUGGUCUAUCGCGAAUCAAUACGGAAUCUCGCUAGAGACAUUCUAUCUGUGGAAUCCUGCUAUCACAAAUGACUGCGCUGAUGGGUUCUGGCCUGACUAUGCAUACUGCGUUGGUGUCGCAUCAUGA
Molecule: messenger RNA, 2112 nt
Organism: Diaporthe amygdali
Lineage: Eukaryota; Fungi; Ascomycota; Sordariomycetes; Diaporthales; Diaporthaceae
Product: carbohydrate-binding module family 50 protein
Exons: 11
Coding region: 1-2112 (703 amino acids)
Source: RefSeq, a predicted model, not a curated record